UAUCUCCAGCCGAAACUGCGCUCCUUGUGUUCUUACAUUCUUUUCCAAUAUUUCUACAUUAUUUGAAACUGUGAUAAAAAAUUAAAAACCCUACCUAGGUUCUUCAUUUGAAUUUUGUGAGAAUUUUACGUUCAUUAGCUCGGAAGACAAGAAACCCAUUCUAUCACAACUUCAACGGUUUUUGUAUUGGUUAGCUGAUAUUUCAAAUUUUUCUGAUUCUUAGUUAAAAUUUCAACUGACUUGUUUGUUUACUAUCUACUGCGUUAUGGUUAAUUGAAUUUCUAAAAUUUGUCUGAAGUAUUCUGUAAAUUUGCUGCUACAGCUUCAAACCCGUGCUUGCGCAACAUGUCGAUCAACUCAUGAACUUUCUUAUGAUGACCAAUGCAGCUUAAAUGAAGAGAUGGAUUCAAAUGACAGAAAACUUCAGGGCCAAGAGGAUGAUACCGCAUCAAAUUUCAUGGUUUCAGCGGCAGAAGGAGAUGCCAGUCAUUCUGCUUCAUUAUGCCCUCGACAACAUUCCUGUGAUUCAUACGACAGAGAUCUGGAAAAUGGCAGUAUUUUGGAUGCAUCUGCUGGUGAAAUAUGUUUCUCUCCAAACUCAGAAAAGCAAGGUGGUGACUACCAUAAUAAGUUUUCCAUUUUUGAAGAAGCUCUAGAAAAUCCCCACUUUGACAAAGCUGUAGCUGCAUCUAUGUUGAAAACUUUCCGCUCCUAUUUGGAUGCACACGAAACCAAAGAUAAACAACAGCGUGAAAAAAUAAGGAAACUGGAAAAACAACUUCGAUCAACAAGCGAGUUCAUUCAAAAACAAUGUGAUGGGGGUCUGUCAAGUGGAGAUGCCAAGAAAGAAGUUGACAGUCUCCGAUCAAACUUAGUUAGUAGAGACGCAGAGUUGUUACGAAUAGAAAAUGAACUGGAGAAACAAACACUAGAAUUUGAUAGGUACAAAUCAGAGACCUCUAAACAGAUUUUCAGUUUGAUACGUAAAAAUGAAACCUUACAUCAAGAACUUAAUGCAAGGAAAUAUUGCUUAAAACCUGAAUCAGUUACCUCUGAGAAAAACACUGAUCUCCUCGAACAGUUCCAUAAUAAUAGUAAUAGGUGUAGCCAAGAAAACGAGUUCCUAUCCACCCCAAGCAGUAACAAGUCAGUGUCAAACUCCGCAAAUUCAAAUAGCACCUGCGGAAACUGCUCCAUUCUAGAGAGCCAGCAAGAAGACUUACUGGCUGGGCGCCUAGCGUUUGAAGCCACUCUGAAAGCUGUGAAGGAAAUCCUAGAAAACAUUGCAUUCAAUCGCCAUCCAGCCGUCAACUCAAACGAUGAUGGAAAGUCAAAUAUCUGCACGGAGCUCAAAUCACCCAAAAAAAAAUCAGUUGAGUCACAAACUAUCUCAUAUAAUGAACUGUGCCAACAAUACCUCGAUCACAUAAAUACCCUGAAAGAAAAUAUCUGCAUGAGAGUUAAACAUCACGAGUCGACUAUUGCUGAGCUACAAGACGACAUGGAGAAGCAAUCUCGAACAGUCACUAGUUUGCAGAGCCAGAAAAGAGCAUUAAUCAAAGAAGUGGAGUCGUUGAAGCACAGACUGCAAGAAACGGAAGAAGGGGCAGCUAGGUUAAGCCAGAAGUGGCAAGAAGACUUGAAAAACGCGGAAAACACACACAAAUCUGCUUUGAAAGUACUCCAGUCCGAGGUGCAAGAACUCAGCUUAAACCUGGAGACAGAGCGCAAAAAUCAUAGCAACAGUAUUGCAAAAUUCGAAGCUACAGUAGAGCAGCAGGCAUCGAACCAAGAAAACAUGCUAGCAACAGUGUAUCAGAGUCGAUUACAAGAGAUCCAACUUUCUUACAACAAUGAUAUCAAAUCUUACAGUAACCGAAUUAGUGAACUAGAAGAACAGCUUCGGUCUGCUACUGCAGAACGGUAUGAUUUAAUCCAACAGCUUCAAAGUCGUCAAAGUGAGUUGCAGAACGCUCAGCUUGACAACGAUCAGUCAUGCAAGGAAAUCCAGGAACUGGUGAAAGUCAGUGAUAAUCUACGGUUGCAGCUUGAUAAUAUGAGAAGCUCCAAAGAAAUAAUGGAGAAAGAGCUCGAAGCUUUACGCUGCAAGGUAACCCUUGCCAACAAGAAAGUUGAUGAGGUGUCUCAGCAGGAUAAAAACUUGUGGAAAGUUUUUAUAGAACGGUCACAAGCUAUCAUGGCAAAAGAUCCUGAGACCUGGAUGGAAAAAAUACGAGACUUGAGUAUUGAGUCAACAAGUGAGUUUAAUAACCCCACUUGUGAUUCUCAUUUGACGAAUGCAGACUCUUUGAAAAACUUUCAUGAUGUAAUUAGUGAAGCCUCAAAUUCCAAAGACGACUCAGGAAUUCUCGGCAGUAAUGCCAGCACCACCAUUUUGAUCAGUAAAGUGCGCAAUGAGCUUGACGAAUCAAGUUUUCUCAACAAAAACAUUACAGAUGAGCUAAUUUUGUUAAGAGGUGAAAGAGUAGACUUGUUCAAUAGAAAUGACCAACUCACAACUGAAAAUAACACUCUAAAGUCAGCUCUAGAAGAUAAAGUAAAGAAAGAAAAUUUGUUGCGUGAAACAAACCGAUGUCUAGAAGAGCAAAUUGUCGAGUAUGAAAGGAGGCUUAGUCAUUUGAAAAAAUUGUGUGAAGAAAAACGAGAAUACCAGCCAGCAGAAGGAGAAUGUGGCAGUCAUGAACAUCUAAGAAAAUCGUUGAGCACUGAAGAAAGGCGUAAUCUAACUACUUUAGAGAGUAACACAUCACUCGAAUGGGGCAAUCAAGAAUACGAUCAUCUUUCCAAAGUAAAGUGUGAUUGUGGGGAAGUGAUAGAAUCUUUGAAACAAAAAAUAGUGGACCUUGAGCGAAAACUUGCUGAGAGUAUUUCUGCUGAGUCGGUGCACGAGUCUGUUGAACAACUCAUAGUUGAGAAAGAAUCUCUCCUUCAGAAAGAUUUUGAGCGACUUCAGCAAAACCGACUUCAGCUGGAGAAAGAAGAGACCCUGAGAGCAGAAAAUCAGGUGCUGAAGAGCUCUAUCCAAGAAGUAAAUCUCAGGAACCAAGAACUUGAAACUGAAAUAAAAUCCCUCUCUAAUGUCAUGGAUGUCAAGCUGUUAGAAACUGAAAAAUCCAAGCUGCAAGCUCUUGUCAAUCAGCUAAAAGAUGAGGAAAAUUCUCUAUCAGAAGAGGUUGAAUCUUUACGAUCAAAAAAAACUAAGCUCGUCGAAGAAAUGAACUAUUGCCAUGCCCAAAAAAGGAAAAUAGAGAAAGAUUCUGAAGCAAAUGUCCUGAGAACUAAAUCAGAUAGACAGUCAUUGCCUCUAAGCUCUAGCUUGGAGCAUGAGAACAUUGUGAGCGAUGGUAACAAGUUAUAUUCUGCUUUUGCAAAUUUUGAUCAAAACCCGAUUAUUGCAACCUCCACACCUUUUGUUGAAAAGCUCAAAAUUAGUAAGGAGAAUGCAGUAAAUAAAUGCAAUUUUAUUCUAGAAGAAGAAGAGGAUGUUGAUUUGUCAGGAAAGAAUUCUCGGGUCGAAGACCUUACUCAUCCGUUUAUAAUUUCUUUGGAGUGCAUGGGAGAUGUAAAAGCCCUCCGUGAGGAGAAUCGAAAAUUGCUUUUGGAUAAACAUAAUUUAAGUACAAAACUCCAAACUUUGCAAAGCACUCAUGAUGAUGUUCGGUUGAAGUUGGACCAGGUGACACAAACCUGUUUGGCUAUGGAGAAAAAAAUCGAAGAGUUAGAAUCUUCGAAACAAAUAGGAAAUACCGAGCAGAUAUCAUUCAACACUUCAGAUGAAAGAGCAAAAAUCAACGCUCGAAUUGACAAUCUUGAAAAUUUCUUAGCGAACUGUGGGGUUUGCGAAGAUAAUAUUGAGACUUACCAAGACCUUCUUGAGUUGAAAGAAAAGGUGAACAUGUUAAUAGAAUACAAAUGCAGAACAACGUUACGGUUGCAGUCUGUUGAAAGUAAAAUCGCUGGUUUAAAUGAUGAGAUAAAAGCUUUGUGGUCUGUAAACAAUGAGAUUCUCUCUAAGGGUCAAUUGAAUCUAGAGGAAAUUAAGUUAACAAUCGAGAAUAAUGUUAUGCAGAUUAUCAGCAACAUGCAAAAUCAGAACGGGUCUGGCGAUCAGGACAAGUGUUUUGAGCUCAUCGACUGUUUAGUGAGCGAGGUGAAGGACAUCAAGACUGAUUUGAUUGAGAAGAAGAGAAAUCUCCAUGAGGUGCUCUUGAAACAGAGCAAACUAAUCUCCGGAGUACUCCAGAAUGGCACCGUGGGUAGUGUCUCAAAAGCAGAUGGUGAUGGCAAGCUAUCGGAAGAUGAGAGGAAGAAAUUUUUGCAGAUCGUGGAGAAUCAGGAGCAGUUGAUACAUCAAUUUCAGGAGAAAAAAGCUUUAGAAGUGCAGCUAGAGGAAGAACAUUCGCAGAGAUUAACUCUACAGACUCAAUUGGAGCUACAACGUGAUGUAAUCUCCAAAAAGGACUCACAAUUUCAGGAUUUGGAGAAAAAAGUUGUGCGUUUGGAGGUAGAAAAAGAAGUUAAUCAGGUUGAACUGAAACGUUGUCAAGACCAAAUUAAGCAGCUAGAACUCCAGAUGCAAUUUUGUACUCGUUUCUUAAAAGCUAAAGAUGAUGUCAACGCUCUUGAAUCGAAAGUGAAAUCGGUUGAUGUAAAGCCCUUCCCAAAACCUCUGAAAUCCAGUCAAAUCCCAAUCCUUGUCCCUCCUCUACCAAGUCCAUCCUCUCAGCGGCUACCAAACUUGUACGAGAACAGAGCUAAGUCUCCUAGCAUCCUGCCUGUUCAGCGUCAGACAUCUUGUAGCUCUGACAGCCUCAAUAACACCAGAAAACUGUCACGAGAUGUUGUGAACCAGUUGUUCGUAAUUCGUAACUCUCUGCAAAAGAACUGCAACAACUUCCAACGGACUCUGUGCAAGACCCUCUCUCUGCCUGAAGAUUCUUUGGACAGCAUUGAUUUCAGUGAUAUUAUUCAAAAAAAGAAACAUCACGACGAAGAACUGGCCAGGUUCAAGUCAGUACUCAGCAGUGAAGGCUCAGAAAUCUAUGAAACGCUGAGGACAAAGUUCGAAAACUACUCACAACAGCAAAUAGCACUUGCUGUUGCAAAACUGAAAAAAGAGCAUGAGAUCAGAAUGGAGCGCGAAAUAGAGAACAUGACUUCCGUCCAUAAUAUUGAGACUCAGUUGCUGGAGUUUGAGUUCAAGUCUCGUAAGUGCGAAGAGCUGAGCCAGUGGUACGAAGAACUAUCCUCGAAGUUCAGCCAAACAACCAAUUUCCUUGAGAGUGAAAUACUUGAAAGUGUUGACAAUGAAACAAUCCUGCAGCACUUCCAAAGAAUUCUAUGUGCCAAGUAUAUUUACGGUGUUAAGGGCAUAAUAUCUGGAUGGAAAAAUGCUGUGUCAUCAGAGCUGUCAUCCAUCUUGAAGGAAGCAUCAAAAUUGGGACGCUUUGUUUUCCCUGACACUAGAUCUGAUUCUUUUGUCCCUGCUCCGGACUUUAAAUUGGAUCACAACAUUGCAAAUCUACUAGAUUUUCAUGAAAAAAUCAUAAAAUCGUCAAAUGAGUUUAUGGACACCUUUAUUUCAAAUCACAAAUCAGCUAUGAGCCUAGUGGAAGACAGCUUGAAGGAAACGCAUGGCAAUAUUCUCAGCGCAAUUGAAAAAGCCACUCAAUCCUUGAUUGAACCUGAAACAGAGGAACUCCUGCGGAAUCGGAUCAGCGAUUUAGAAAAGGAGAAGAAAGAUCUGGAACAAGAAUUUGAGUUAGCUGUAUCACUUUUCAGAUCGAAUCUUGAUGCAGAAUCCCCAGAAAUACGAGCCAUGCUGUCAGCAUUCCGCUCUUCUAAUAAAGACGUUGUCAAGGCUCUUGGACAGCUACGCCAGGAGCUUGAGGCCAAACACCAAAAAGAAAUGGUUGGAUUAAGGACCUACUUUGAACGAAUCAUGGAAAAGCACAGCGACUCAAAGGCAGAAGAUGGAAAUCAGAGAUUUUCGGAUGAUGUAAUCAAACAGCAAAACUCUAAAAUUUGCAUCAGUGGGUCCGAUUCUGAAACCGAGCCAAGUGCAGGAGCAGGAGAAAUGCUGUUCAAAUACUCAAAAAUAGCCAACAAUUUCAGCCUUGGACUGGAAACUAAAAUGAGCUUCAAAGAAAAGGUCUCCGAUUCAGAAGAGCAAUUGGAGAAAAUAAAAGCUGAACUUGAAGAGAAAUACUGUGCUGAGCUGAACCUUUUAAAGUCAGAGCAUACUAAAACAGUAAAUGAAAUGACUGCACAGAUGAAUUUGAUAAAACAAUGGCACAAAGAUGAGCUACAGUCCAUGGAAUGGAUGAUGACCAAAGAGAAAGAUAAACUUGAUAGACUCAAGGAAGAACACUCCAAAAAGUUGCUGGAACUUAAUCAUACCCAUGAGAAACAAAUGGCAAUCGAGAUUGAAAAAACAGUUCAAAAAAUGAAGAGAGAAGAAAGCGAACUUAUCAAAGCUUUAAAAGAGGAAUGGGAAAAGAGCGUCAAGCCAGAACUGAACGAUGAGCACAGGGAGCAGGUUGUUCAGCAUCUCAGUCAAGCAGCUAUCAACAAAGCUUUGAACUCUGUGGCUCUUGAAAGUAAAGUUAAAGAACUAGAGGAAAACCUUGCCUCUGAACAAGAAAAGUUAAUGGAAUUCAACAAAAGUAUGGAAGAUGAUCUGAAAAAAUUCAAGGAGAGUCAAGACCGGAUGAUCGAAAAUGUCACUGCUCAAAGUGAAGUCAAACUGCAGGCUUUAAAAACCGAGAAAGAGACAGAGAUCCAAGAAUUGACCAAGAAAUAUCGUGAAUUGACCGAUAAAUUGAAGAGAGAAUUCAAUCAGAAGCUGAAGAAUCAAGAGGUUUUAUUCAAAGCCAAAGAACUAGAGUUUGAAAACCAGUUAAAAGCGCAAGGCGAGAAGCUUGAAUCUGAACACAAGCAUUUGAUGGCCAAACUUUUUGAAAGGCAAGCCAUUGAGUUUGCUGAGCAGGAAGAAAAAUUUAGGUUUGAGGGUGGCUCAGGCAUGAAGAAAGAUCUUAACGAUGAGAUUGACAGCAUAAAAAAAGAAAGAGACUUUUUGAAGCAGAUUUCAAGCACUCUCAGAUGUGUUGUUAACGAAUUGGGCAAGUAUUUGAUAACAUGCGAAGACGAACUGAACAAGACUCUGGUCGAAGAGAUCCUUCGACUGAGCGAAACCUCGGACGAAGAUUCGGACAACUCACUGUAUUCAAACUCAUACUCGAGAAUGCAACAAUCACAACCAAAGAAGGUCAAGCGGGUCCACUUCGCACCGGAAAUGUCCAGUAUUAUGAAUCAGCUGAACGAUAGUUCCUUCCAUGACUUUAUUGAAAACAGGUGUGAUUUUUCAGAAGACAUUCGUAAUGAGCUUGAUUCAUGCCUUGAACGGCUAAAAGUUGAAGCUGCAACAUUAUUGGGUUUAACCUCUAAAAAUUCAAGCCGCCUCAAUAUUUCCGACAUACUUAAUGAAAGUUUAGUGAGGGUCAAGAAAGUUGAAUUGAUUGAAAAACUGCGCAGUGCCAACCGAAUAAUUGAUGACUAUAAAAACAAUACCAAAGAACUUGAAAAUGAGUUGGAGCAACUGAAAGACCGAGAAAAAAUUUGGACACAAGAAAUCGAAAGACUGAAAAAUGCGCUUGUAUGCGUGGAGAACGUGACAGAAGGUUAUGGAGAAAAUUGUGGAUCCUUGACUGGAACUGAGAAAUGUAGACAUGUGCUCAUGCUCCUCCAAGAUAAAGCCCGUGGAAUGAUCAGCACUCCUCAACAAACAGACGAACUUCAUCACAUCCUUGAUGAGCUGUGCAUUGCCAGCGAGAAGCUGAGUGAGGAGUCAAAACGAGACAUUGAAGACCUCCAACAGCAGUUGAUGGUUGCUCAUGAAAGAAUAAGAAGCACCAAUCUCUUUUUGGAAGAACAAGCUGCUGAACGGGAACUGGAAAGAGACGAGUACGUGAAAACAUGCGAGAACUUCCGUAAACAGCUCCAGUCAGCAGAGCAAGAGCGAUCUCUCCACACAAGCAUCGCAACAGAUAGGGUUCUCACUUUUAAUAUCGGCAAUGCGGGUAAAAAUAUGAUGGAGGCCCUGCAGCAACAGCUUAGAGAUUCUAAUCAUGAACUUUCAGAAGUGCGGGCACAGCAAAGGAGGUGUGAAGAGGAGCUCAAAGCAGCACUAGAAAAAGUUUGGACGCUCCGCGAUGUUGUAAGUGAUCUGGAGAAGCAGCUAGCCAUUAAAAGCGAACAUGAGGUAGAAUUGGAGAAACAACUAAAUGAGCUGCUCCUCUCAAACCGUUUGCAGACAGAGGAUAGAGCUUGCCUAUUGCAGAAGAUAAAAACGUUGCAAGAUGGCAUCGAAGAAAGUGUGCUUGUUGAUAAAAUCAAAAGCUUACAAGAUCAGCUACAUAAGCAUGGAAGUUCGGACAUUAUUCGACAUAUAAGAGCACAAAUCAUUGAUGUUGAACGUCUAAUGGUUAAACAGACAAAAGAACUAGAAAACAUUCAUGAAACCACUAACAGUUGCCUCAGCUCACCGUCAGAAGAAGUCUCCAUCAGAGAGCAGUUGGAGAGAAUGAAUUGCGUUUCUCCAAACAGAAAUGACGCCUUACAUCCACAAUGUCUAUCCCCUGUCAGUCUGCCGGUGGACGAGACAACGCGUCUCUUAUCUGUGGUUCAUCGUCACUGUCGCGCUGAAGAAGUCGCCAUUAAAAGGUGGAGAGACACCGAGAUGUUCCUCAAAACACAAAUAGAGGAGUUAAGGUUGGAAAGAGAUGUACUCCAACAGAAACUAGACAAGCAAAAUGAACAGAUCGCAUCAGCACAGCAUAAAUUGGAACAGUAUCGAUUGAAAUUAGCAGAGAAGAAAUCAGCAGAGGACGCAGAAAUGUUAGAGAAGAUAGCAGAAUUUGAAAGUGAGACAAACAGAACCAUCCAGAAAUUGAACGACAAAGACAAACAGCUAGCCGAAAUGUCAGAGACUUUAAAGAAAACGUCGCAAAUGAUGGAGAGGUACAAGGGCGAAUUGCAGCUGCGAUCGCAAAAUCAGUGGGGUGCAGAAGAAAAGCGCAAUGCUGAAAUUGAAAUGCUGACCAAUGAAGUGGCUCGACUAACGGCUAUUAUCAAACAAAACGAUGAAAAUAGUCACUUGAUGGAUAUGAUGGUGGAAGAUAAAAAUGCUGAUAUUGACAGUCUGCAAAAAGAGAUUGCGAACCUGAAACAGCAAAUUGGGACAAACGAGCAAACCAACGUAACGCAGCAAACAAGUCAUCGCAUACCACAUAGUUUCACGUUCACUGUUUCUCAAUCCACUCCUAAUCAAGAAAAACUCCGUGACGCUCUCCAAGAGUUGGAAAAGUCUAACAUCUGUCCAGAAAUUAACUUAGAAGAGGGAACGAAAGGUCAAGACACCAAUCCACCAGUCGACCCUUCAAUAACGCAGCCCUCUUUGUUGUCACCAGAGCUUGCACCUUUAAAACAGCCAUGGGCCUCGGAUGUUGAAAAAGAGAGGAGAAUCACUCACUUAAACAGCUCCUUAAUGGAAAUGAAAUCGAAACUUGAUGAGAAAAAUACAAAGAUUCAAAACCUUGAGUCUCAGUUGUCGCACAUCUUGAGCUUGCAGAGUGAUCUACAUGUAAUAAAAAAUGAAAACAAACUACUGUUUGAAGAGAAAGAGCAAACGGAGCGGGACCUUACCGUCCUUCUAGACUCGGAAUCUCGUCUCAAAGCGGAGCUCAGCCAAAAAAUGGAAGAAAUUCUCAGCUUGAAAGAUUUGAUCUCUGACAAAGAGGAAGCCUCCAUCAAGCUCUCAAGUGAUGUUCAAGGUUUGAAGCUAGUCGUGGAGAAACUGAAGAAGUCCAACGAUGACGCCAAACUACUUUGCAAGGAAUUGGAGGAUGAGAAAAAUGCUGUUUGCACGCAGUUGAGUCAACUUCAAGAUGAAAACAGGAACUUAAAGUGCGAGGUUUCGCAAAUUGGAGCUGCAGCACAAAGAGUCCAGGAACUAGAGAAAGAGAUUUCCAGUUUCAUCGAAAUGAAAGAAACGUGCGAAAGUUUGCAGCGUGAAAAUGAGAACCUCAUAAAGAGUAUGAGUGAAAUAGUGCAGGAUAAUAAGGUUCUCAAAGAUGACCUCAGUUCGGUGAAAAAAGCACUGGAAGAUAGUGAAAUAGUAGCCCAGUCACUACGGAAGCAACUGGGCGUUACCGCAGCAGAAAAUAAGGAGCUGAAGCAAUAUAACGUUAGAUCGCAAAACGAACUGGAGUCAAUCAAGCAACUGAAUGGCAAUUUAGAGUCACUAGUGCAGUCCACCAAGGCUGAGUGUGAAAAUCUUCGCAGUCAAGUAGAUGCAUUAGAGAGGACUAACGAGGAGCUGAAGGCGCAGUUUGAACAUGCACAAAGUAGGCUCAGAGCGGGAAGUUGUGAAUGGAAUAACCCUAUCAAGAGCCUGUAUGUACCAUUUGAUGAAACGGGCAAAGGAGUGUUUGAAUCCCUGCAGUUGGUGCAAGCUGAGUUAGCAGAGGAAAGGAAUCGGUUGGCAUCUGUGAAAGAGAAGUAUGACUCGCUGAAAGUUAGCUAUCAGAAAGCGCUGGAAAGCAAGAAGAUGUGUGAGAAAAAACUGCAAGACUUGAAAGGAAGUCUGAAUUUGGCCAGAGAAAAGGAAAAUGAUAUCAAUCAUUCAAAUUUGGCAUUGGACUUAAACGGCUAUCAACCACGCUCGCUCAUGGAGAUGGAGGGAUUGACUUCUCACAGAGGCACGGGCUCAGUAGAAGAUCUGACACGCUGCGUUCAAGAAGAGUUGAAUAGGUCGAAGCAGUUGGAUGAUACAUUGAUCACUAGCCUUACGCCAACCAAACACUGCGCACCACAAGCAUCAUCAGAAUCCCAUGCUAUGCUGAUGGAGUCGGUACUGAAUUAUCAGGUCCAGAUUCAAAAUCUGGAAACGCUCCUGAAUGAGGAACGGAAGAAGGUUAAAGAUCUGCAACUUAAGCUGGAUAUUGUGGAACAGGUAUCGACGAAUAUAACAACGUAUCAGGAUGAUCGAUUAGUCAAUAUGACCGUUGAAUUGUCUACAUUUAAAGAAAAAGUUCCGUUCUUAGAACUAGAGUUGCUUGAGAGUCAAACGCAAGUCAAGCAGUUGCAAACCGAUUUGUUGGCAAGGAAGAGGAUAUGUUUUCAACUACAGCAAGAGACAGCGCUUUUGGUAGAGAGUCAUCAGAAGGAGCUGAAUAAAAUUCUAGAUGCCAAAGUUCAUUUUGAGCUUUUAUAUCAGAAAGAGAAAGCAAAGUGCGAGGAGCUACAAGCUCAAAUCAAGUCUUCAAAACCAGUACAACAAGACUCGAUGAAUGAACAACAUCUCAAGGAAAAACUGAACGAAGAACAAGAGAGAUGUAUCAAGCUGGAAGUGGAGCUGGACCAGCAUAAACGUUACCUAACAGUUCUGAAAAGCAUCAAAGAUAAGGAGGCAUCGAAAUCAAAUACAUUGGAAAAAGAUUUGGAUACUCUAAACAGCGUGAAACAAGCCUUGGAGCGGCAGGUUGUGGAGCUUGACUGCCUGAACAGAACUGAAAGGGAAAAGAAUCGAAGUCUAGAAGCUAAAAUCAAAGCUGUCGAAGAUGCAGAUAUCAGGCGACAAAAGCGAAGACUUCAAGUCGAACAAACUCAUAAAUUAGCUCUCCAGCGAGCAUCAAAUGUUCAGAAAGAAUUGGUGGAGGAAUGUGACCGACUAAGAAAGGAGUUAAUUUUGUCCAAUGAACUGAACCAAACUGCUCUGAGCCGAAAGUUGCAUCUCUCGUCAGGUGGAGCAAAAGGAGACAAGAACUCCACGGAGCCAGUGCUCAAUGUUGUGUCUUUCGAGCAUGCUAGACAACUCAUCGAGAAGCUCAGCGAAGAGCAAGCUGAUUUCAAACUUUCAAUUGGAAGGCUUCAGGACUCAGUGACGCGGGCCCUCGAGGAGCCGCAGUCGGCCUCCAAACUCAUCCUCGACGCAUCAUCCUUAAAGUUACUGAUCAGCCGGUUGGACCGUGCCGAGCGCUACCGCCGCGCCCUGAUCUGGCAGAAGCGCUUCUUGCAGAUAGCCUACAGCACCCAUCUGGAGAAUCAAGCGGAACAACUAGACUUGGUCCAGAGCUGCAGCUACUACGAAACGUACAAAAAAGGGAAGCCGAAGAGGCGCAACCGAUUCAAGGCAGUUGCAAUCAUGUGCGUGUUCAUCCGGAGGAUCAGGAACAUGCAUGCGCGCCACUCGAGCCCGUUUAGACUUUCGUCAUUGUACAGCGUCCCUGCGCCAUUGUAGUUCUUACGUUGUGUUUUUUGAAACCGUGCCAUGAAAUUUCGACUUAUUCAAGUCUUACUUUGAAUUCUUUCCGAACUGGCUUCUAUUUUUAAGAUUUCUUUCGGUAAUUCGUCAGUAUUUUAAGCUUUCAACUUUCCCAAAUGUUCAAAGCCAAAAUAUCCAUCCACCCGUAGAUUUUUCUCACCCUACAAGAUCAGUUUUCGAACCAAAGAUUAGGAAAAUAACUGUUCUGAAUGUCACCGACUUAAGGAGUGGUAGGAAUGUAAAAUCUUAUGUUUGACUCAUUCUUAGCAGUCAGGGUGCUCUUGUGUCUAAAUCAAGAUAGUGGAAGAUAAGUGGCCAUGAGAAAUUGUAAUUGUCACGAUUUCUGGUAAGAAAUUAUUAUCUUAGAAUACUCUCCGUAGGUCAUAUUUUUAGUCUGGUCUAUAAGCCACAGUUCCUGUUGUAACCUAAUCAAAAUCGCAAGCAAAUUUACCCUCAUACUAGAUUUCUGCCUCAGUGAUUGUUACAUGACCUCAAAACGGUCAAUACCGUUUAAUCAGGUCGUGACCUUUUUGAGGUCAUAACCCAACUAAUUUCAACCCCUUCCCCUUUGUAACAAAUUAUUCAGCCUUGCCUGAGUUACGUUAUCUUUAGACAUCUUUCAGGAAUUUUUCAAUUGGGUAAUAAAGCUCAACUUCAGUAUUAAAGAAUGAUUGUUCCUUUUGUAGUGUUAAAAAUAUGUGUACAUUUGUAUGUAGUACUUAUUUUAAGUUUUGUCUAAUUUUGUACAGUUGUUUUCAUCACUAAAUCUGCUAGUUUUAUCAGGGUGUAUUUUUUUGGUUUAACCUUAAAAAAUUAUCCAUUAUCCACAGUACAAAUUGUUCAGUCUAUUAACAUAAAGUUUUAAGUAUAGUUCUGGGCACUGUCUCGUAUCAUUCAAGUGCUUACUUUAGAAUUUUUCGCACUUCAAAUCCGUAUGGCGUUAGUAAUAUUAGGUACAAUGCAUUAGUGCUUGUAUAUAGAUAGUACUUUUUGACGUGUUCUAUCCUUAUAAAACCUCCGAAUUAACUUUAAUGCACCUUAUCUAGUCGAAAACUCAGUUUCUUAUGUAUUUCUGAUUAAAUUUUGUGUUUGAGACUUUACCUCAUUUCGUGCUUUAAGUGUAGGAGUAUUCCAUCAUUUUGUAGUUAUGUGUUAUUCCACUUCAAAAUUCAUAACAAAUGGAAGAAAGUAAUUUAGAGAAUUUUUAUAGCGAAGUAAGCUUUCCAAACAUUUUUCAGAGCAUUUGAUUGUGUAAUGAAGAGCUGGAAUUUUUUCUAAAAGAAAUGCAAACUGCCCCCUCACUAGCAGCAAGUUACACGGUCAAUGAGCAUUCGAUAAAAAUGUAGAACAAAAACUACUCGCUAUCAAAAGAAUUAAUCUUUAAAUUUUCUCCCACCAUACAUCUAAUUCAAUCAAUCAAAUUUGUCAGUCAACUUAGUCAUUACAUAGGGUUUGUCACUGUAAAAUAAUUAUUUGCUUUUUACUUAGGAAGGAAGAAGAAUGGAAUGGCUCCUUUGACUCCUUCGUCCCAAAUUCUGUUGUUUGUGAGAUUUCAGUUGCGAACAACUUUAAUUAUUUUUACCCAUGUUAAUUGAGUGCUGGUUUUCAAUUUGGCAGCCUUGAGAAGUGAAAAGCAGAUUUAACAUUAAAUAAAAAUAACUUGCAGAUUGCUCAAACUAUGUAAGCAAUUCUCAUUUAAAUUUGAAUUUAUUUUGCUCUAACUCGCAGUUGCGAUUGGUAAAUUUUGAGCUUCAGAAUCAUACCAUAUCGUUAUUAUUUUGUGCCUUAGUACUUAAAAUUUUGAAUUUUAUCCUAAAUAUUUACAACGUUGCUCAACAAGCUUGCGUGCUUCACAAGUGGUGUGCCAUGAUUAUAACCAUUUUUCAUUAUGUGAUAAUUUUGUUUCGUAUUUUGUUAAAAGCGGCUGCCAAAUGCAGCAAUUAUGCCUGACUGAUGUUGCAGUCUAAUUAACAAAGAUCCUUGAUCUUAAAUUUAUUGAAAUUACGUUUGAGUGUUUAAUGCGUCCUCAAUUCUCAAUUCCUUUUUUACGUACUUACUCGUUUAUGUCUCUGUUCAUUAAAAUGUAAACUGUUCUUUUGAUUGAUGUAAUAAAUUUAAACUUUUACGGUAUUU
Molecule: messenger RNA, 14476 nt
Organism: Bemisia tabaci
Lineage: Eukaryota; Metazoa; Arthropoda; Insecta; Hemiptera; Aleyrodidae
Source: RefSeq, a predicted model, not a curated record